ACUAUAGAGGCUUAAGACACGUGCGUUUCGUUACUUGCUUAGUUCCAUUCACAUAAUUGGUUUGUUUAAAUAAAUAAAUAUGGAAAAAGGUGUACCACCGGAUCUUCAGAAAUGGUUCAGGAAAUGCUUGAAAAAGGAGUUCGGCAAGACCAUACAGAGCGCUAUAGACGAGGAACAGGAACCCAGCGACGUAGCUGACAAUCUCAAGUACUCGAAAGACAUGACCACUUUGUUGGAUUUUAUGAAAAAAGUGAUAGCCGAACAAUACCUAGCAAUAAAGCCCUCAUCUGCAGCCUCGCAAUCACAGUCGUCGCUCUCCUUCGCCAGCGAUUUCACGGCGGACGAUUGGGUUUCUCCGCAAGAAAACGGGGAGGAGUGCGAUUAUAUCAUCGACAAGAUCAGUCGCGACAAGCCGGUUCACGUGAGACUGGCCGGCUACGAAAUUUUAUUGAAAAUUGAAUUGUCCAACAUGAACAACAAUUCUCAAUGGGAUAAGCUCCAGAGUACGCUGCUGGACGGUCUCAUGGACGAGAGCAGAGCGAUAUUCGAAGCCAGCAUGCAGGUACACGCGAAGUUACUGAACUGCCCACCUCUGCGCAGCAUCUAUAGCAAUCUGUUGAACGCGUUCAACACGCAACACCAUGCGCAGCAAACGCGCGAGACUCUGCCCACUUUGAUCUCUGGAAUUAACUUCAAGUUCUUCCUGCACGAGAAACUGUUCUGCACGAUGCAUCUGAUAAUCCGCUAUCAGGAGGAAAUGUUGAAGAACAGUAGACAGAGCGACAAGAUUAUGGAGGAAAUUGUAGAGCAAUUUGUGGCGCUCCUCGGUACGCACAGCUUCGGCAACACGCUGCAACCUAAAACCUUGAACAUACUGCACAUCAUUUCAGUGUUGGAGCCGCAAGCGAAGUGGAGCAAGAGAUGGCUGCACAGUCUCUCUACCAGGAGAACUUUCAUCGCCGCUCUGACCAAGUCGCCAAUAUUGCUGCAAAAUGCCGUCGAGUGCGUGAACAGCGGUUUAAAAGAAACACCCUGCUCGUUAUCCGCGUUCAUCGUGGACGACGGCAAUGAGCUGUGUAUCCCCGGGAACACGAUAGAGACGGCGACUUAUCUGCACUGUUUGGUCCUCAUUUCGCAGCUCUGUAGCUACGAGGCAAGCAGAACAUUGUUCACAGAGAGUUUGUUGCAGACGCCGUUUGUUAUCGCCGAUUUCCUGAUAGAACUGUCGAAGUCCUUGAAUAAGUUGGCCGUAGACGCGCCCAGCGGGGUGUACGUGACUCUCCGCAUGGCUCUGAAAAAUGCACUAAAUAUAUCAGAAGUGUUAUACAACACUGAAUUUUAUCACACUGCAUUAUGCCACUUGACGUCUCUUCCCGAAAACAAUAUAAAGAUUUGGCCACACACGUUAGACAUCAUCUCUCACAUGAUUGACACGACCGAAGGUCCAACAUUUUUGAUUACAAGUUGUAAAGAGCAUUCAACGAACUCGGAAGACAAACCGUCAAAAUGUCCGGUCACAAUCAUAAUGCAAUACGCGUCGAAUUUGUUGAAGCAACCAUUUUCCAUAAUGGACAUGGAAUGCAUUCUCAACUCAUUCAGUCUUAUAGAAAAGUUAUUCAACAUUUACGACGUUUACGAAGCUGCGCAGGAACAGAUAGAGACACAGUUCUACCCGGCCGUCGCUAAUUUUUACAAAAAAUUAAACAAAUGCAGCGCCGAGAACGAGAAUAAGGUUCAGCAACUCGACAGUGCUAUCAAAAAAAUUUUAUUGAAAAUGGUGUCGGUACCGCUUGGAGUGCAAGCGCUCGUCAACGAGAGGUUGGUGUUCGAGGAAUUGAUUCGCGGAUUGAUCGUUCCUCUGAGAGCGACCUGGAGCUCCACCGACAUAGUCAGCUUCAUUUCGUCGGCUGGUCAUUUCGAGCUGGGCUACAACGUGCUCGCGGAUCUCGCGCCCCACGUUCUGUCGACCUUGCUGUCGCAGACUUGCGCAAACGCGGAGGAUCCCAAACAAUUUGACGAUCCAUGGGAUAGAGAAAACAUCGACGAAUUUCUACAUAUACUCGCACUAUUUUCCCUCAAUUUCAAUUGUUUCGCCGCGUUUAUGAUAAAGGACGGCGAAUCAGAUAACGACGAGGGAAAAGAUUAUCCUUCGAAUUUGUCCGAAUUAUUGCAAACUGCGAUAAAUGAAGAUUCAAGCUACCAUCAUUUAGGUCUUCUUUCGUUAAAUGCAGUAAUUUGGAAUCUAGAUAUUUACGCCUACCUAACGAAUUCGUUGAACUUCCAGAAAGCGUUGUUAGAUAUCCAGAAGGAGAGCACGAUUCUGAUCGAAGCUCGCAAGGAGCAAUCCGACGAUGAAACUGACUACGAGCGGACGGAGUAUGAUGAUGAGGAUAAGCCAGAGCCGAGAAAAGAGUACAUAAUAGACGAUUCUAGUUAUCUGAGACACAACAUUUUAUUGAAAUCAUACUACAUGACGCACAAAAGGAAGCAGUACCCUGUGAUACCCUUGGAAGACUAUGAACUGUUUCGGAAUUUCCGCCUCCCAGGAUGCGAAGACAUGAUAGAUCCGCCAACCGUGGAAUACGAUUCAGAGUUAGAGGAUAUGCUGCAAGAGGAGAGGCCCGGCUUGUUAGACAUCAGUUGGGUGUCGCAAGUUAGGGCGGCUCAUAAAGCCUCACGGUGUCCAAUAAAGAAUUCAGUGAUGACGAAUUUAUUGAAUCAAAUGCAUAAGGCGAUUCCAACUGCGGAAUGGGUAGAACAAUUUGGAUGGCAAGAGAAUAUAACAUACGACGCGGAUUAUUGGCUCCCGGAAGACGCGCAUGCAAUUAAUGUUGUUCUGAAUUACGCCGAACAACGGCAGGUUUUAAAGAAUACCGACGACAGCAAGAAAAAUUUGAAACAAUUUAUUCAUUCUGCCUACAUACUUAUACAGUACAACAAACCAAGUAGAUUCGAAGGUUUUGAUUGGUUUUUGGGAACAGUAUUCAUUGUCUGCGAUGGAGAUCUGAAUAAAUGUAGGACGUUCAUUAUGCAAUUGAUUCAAUUUCCAUCGACACUGCUUCUCUGGCCAAAAUUGGGCAAAGUUAUCGACGAAAAAAAUAACGAGAGCACCAGUUCGCAAUUCACUUUUAUGCAAGUUUUAGAAGCCAUGGUGAAUAUUGAGCUUCCGAACAUUAAAUAUGGAUUGAAGGAUGUCUACGGUGUGAAUUGGUGGAUGAUAUUCAAUAGAAUGCUAUCGCAAUGUUUCUGGGGCAUUCUUCCAUGGAGUGAAGUAGUCCACUUUUUUGCAAUUUGCAUUCUAUACCCGCCCGAUUAUAUGGUGUAUUAUAGCGUAUCACUUUUGCAAUGCUAUCAGGAAACAUUGCUGCGAGACUUAACGAAUACGAAAAUGUGGCCGGAAAAUAUGAUGUUGGACGAAUAUCGAUGUCAUAGUUAUAUUUCAUACAUGGAUAAUUUAGGUCAACGAUAUAGAAAUAGGAUUUUGCCGGCAAUGACUAAAAAUCUGAAUUCAGAAGAUGAAAUAUAAAUGUACAUAAUGUAUUAUCUAAGGAUAAAAAAGCAAGAAAGAAAAAAUAAUCGUCUUUAGCGAUAAAAAAAUCAC
Molecule: messenger RNA, 3601 nt
Organism: Linepithema humile (Argentine ant)
Lineage: Eukaryota; Metazoa; Arthropoda; Insecta; Hymenoptera; Formicidae
Product: protein broad-minded-like
Source: RefSeq, a predicted model, not a curated record